GUGCCAAGUAUGGAAGCUACACAAUGAUGAACCUGGAAGACAACAUGGUGGUGGACAUCCAGUUAAUCCAGAGUAAUGAAGUGGGUGCAAGUCCACGAAUGGAACGCGAAGGUUUUUUGAGAAGCCUCCAGUUCCUGGAAUCAGCAGGGUUAAGGGUUGGUGCUAUCGUCACAGAUCGGCAUCCUUCGAUACAAAAGUAUCUGAGGGAGCAGCGACCUGAUAUCAAGCAUUACUUCGAUACUUGGCAUGUCUCAAAGGGUCUUGCCAAGAAGAUCGAUGCACUAGGGAAAGAGCGUAGUUGUGGAGAGGUUCUGGCCUGGAGGAGAAGUAUCAUCAACCACCUUUACUGGUGUGCAUCCUCUUCCAAGACAGGAGAAGAAGCCGUGGAAAAAUGGAAGUCUGUCACCAACCACGUCCAAAAUGUGCACCACCAUGACAGCGACUUGUUCCCAGUCUGCGCCCACCCACCUCUUGAGAUGCGAGCUUGGCUGACACCAAGCACUAAAGCUUGUGAACGGUUUUGCGACCUGAUGAUAAACCAGCGCCUCCUGAAAGAUGUGGCAAAACUGAGCCCUCACCAUCAGACCUCCUCAGUUGAAGGUUUCCAUAGCCUGAUAUUGAAAUUUGCUCCGAAAAAUGUGGCUUUCUCAUUUGUGGGAAUGUUGAACAGGUUGCACAUUGCUGCUCUUCACUAUAAUGAAAAUUCCAAUCGCGAGUAUGCAUGCAGCCAGAGUGGUGAACCGUCCAUCAGAGUGAAAUGGCCAAAAUACAAAAAGGGGGAACAUUCCCUUCACUACAGAAAAACAGCACCAACCUACAAGUAUGUGGAGAGUCUGCUAAGACUGUUUUUUGAGGAGGUGGUCAUCAAUCCUUGCCCAUACCAAGAGCAGAUUAAUCAACUGGAGGUUCCAGACCACUUAUGUGCUGCCUUUGACAAGCCUGACCUACAGGAAUCUGAAGUCAGACCCUGGUCCCGUUUUACACAGAUGGAGUAGGAGCAGGUUUAGAUCGAGU
Messenger RNA from Carassius gibelio (silver crucian carp), 1014 nucleotides. RefSeq lists its product as uncharacterized. The transcript is spliced from 6 exons. The coding region runs from base 24 to 995 and encodes 323 amino acids. NCBI's taxonomy places the organism in Eukaryota, Metazoa, Chordata, Actinopteri, Cypriniformes, Cyprinidae. The record is from RefSeq and is a predicted model, not a curated record.